This is a messenger RNA of Puntigrus tetrazona (Sumatra barb), 2052 nucleotides long. It is a transcript of the gene tyrp1a, whose product is annotated as tyrosinase-related protein 1a. Gene Ontology annotation, molecular function: oxidoreductase activity. The transcript is spliced from 7 exons. The record is from RefSeq and is a predicted model, not a curated record. Gene Ontology annotation, biological process: melanocyte differentiation; melanosome organization. Bases 246 to 1823 code for a protein of 525 amino acids. Lineage: Eukaryota; Metazoa; Chordata; Actinopteri; Cypriniformes; Cyprinidae. Gene Ontology annotation, cellular component: melanosome.
AUUUAAACUCGCGAGCCGUUCCUUCCGUUCUUCAGCUCUGGAUCCUGCACUAUCCAUCAAACAUAACACAGAUCUGACUCGUGUUUGGAGGAGAUGUGGAAACUUUUGCUGUAGUUUCUGGACUCUGUGAACUGUUUCUGACAGAACUUGUUGGUUCUGGCUGUUCUCGAGACGAUCUGGCGAUUUUUUGGACACUUUUUGGAUAUCAUUGAUCGCUUUGAGAUUUCCCGCUGGUUUCGGUCAAGAUGCGGAGAUCGUGCGGAGGAAUGUUGCUGCUCGUGCACGCGCUGGGGCUCGUUCGCGCUCAGUUCCCGCGGGCGUGCGUGACGCCGGAGGUCAUCGGGAGCGCGCAGUGCUGCCCGUCCCCGUCCUCUCUGGAGGGCGACCCGUGUGGUGCGCGUUCUGGGCGCGGGCAGUGCGUGGACGUGCGCGCGGAUGCGCGUGCCCACGGCCCCCAGUACCCGUAUGACGGGCGCGACGAUCGCGAACGCUGGCCGCUGCGCUUCUUCACGCGAGCGUGCCGCUGCAACGGGAACUUCGGUGGCUUCGACUGCGGCGGGUGCGCGCACGGAUUCACCGGAGACGCGUGCGAGCGGCGCGUGCCCGUGGUCAGGAGAAAUAUUCUGCAGCUCGGGCCGGAGGAGAGGCGUUUCUUGGUGAGCGCUCUGGAUCAGGCCAAACGCACGCCUCACCCGGACGUCGUGAUCGCCACCCGCCGUUACUCCCAGAUCCUGGAGCAGGACAACAGCACCGCGGCCUUCGAGAACAUCAGCAUCUACAACCUGUUCGUGUGGACGCACUACUACUCGGUCAGCAAGACGUUCCUGGGGGCCGGGCAGGACAGCUUCGGCGGAGUGGACUUCAGUCACGAGGGCCCCGGGUUCCUCACCUGGCACCGCUACCAUCUCCUGCAGCUGGAGCGAGACAUGCAGGUCAUGUUAGGAGAGCCGAGCUUCGCUCUGCCGUACUGGAACUUCGCGAUUGGCGGCAGCGAGUGUGACAUCUGCACGGACGAUCUGAUGGGCGCUCGCAGCUCCUUCGACAGCAGCUCCAUCAGCCCUAACUCCAUCUUCUCACGCUGGAGGGUGAUCUGUGAGAGCGUGGAGGAGUACGACGCGCUCGGGACCAUCUGCAACAGUUCGGAGAGCAGUCCCAUCCGCAGAAACCCGGCCGGUAACUCGGCUCGUCCCAUGGUGCAGCGGCUGCCCGAGCCUCAGGACGUGGAGGCGUGUCUGGAGCUGAACGCCUUCGACUCUCCGCCCUUCUACUCCACCUCCUCCGACAGCUUCAGGAACUCCAUCGAGGGUUACAGCGCUCCUCAGGGGAACUACGACCCCGCGGUCCGCAGCCUGCACAACCUGGCUCACCUGUUCCUGAACGGGACGGGCGGUCAGACGCACCUGUCGCCCAACGACCCUAUAUUUGUGCUGCUGCACACCUUCACCGACGCCGUGUUCGACGAGUGGCUGCGCAGACACACUCCCGAUGCCUCUGUCUAUCCGCUGGAAAACACGCCCAUCGGACACAACCGAGAGUAUAACAUGGUGCCCUUCUGGCCGCCGGUGACCAAUGCAGAGAUGUUCAAGACAGCGGCUGAAAACCUGGGAUACUCCUACGAGGCCGAGUGGCCAGCUCGUCCACUAACUCUGACUCAGAUCAUCACCCUCACUGUGGUCGCUGCACUGAUCGUCGUGGCGAUCAUCUUUGCCGCCAGCAUGUGUGUCGUUAACUCACGCUCAUACAGGACCGAGGGACGGCAGCCGUUGCUAGGAGACCAGUAUCAACGAUAUGACGACCGCGACAAAACGCAGUCUGUCGUAUAAACGCUUACACGGCAUGAAAACGUAAUAUUAUCAUACACCUUUCUGAGCGUAGUAUUAUGUAUUUGAAGGUGAUUUUUCGCACAUAUUGCCCCCUAACAACAUUUUAGUUAGAAAUGUGUUUGACCAUCAGUAUCUCAUUACAGCUGCAAUAAAACAGAUCUAUUUGGACUUUAUUUACAAGUUUAAUUGUGAAUAAUUUAAAGUCUACUGGUGAAAAGAUUGAAAUAAA